This is a messenger RNA of Anopheles funestus (African malaria mosquito), 6589 nucleotides long. RefSeq names its product adenylate cyclase type 3 (gene Ac3). The coding region runs from base 950 to 4564 and encodes 1204 amino acids. Gene Ontology annotation, molecular function: adenylate cyclase activity. Gene Ontology annotation, biological process: intracellular signal transduction; adenylate cyclase-activating G protein-coupled receptor signaling pathway; cAMP biosynthetic process. NCBI's taxonomy places the organism in Eukaryota, Metazoa, Arthropoda, Insecta, Diptera, Culicidae. Gene Ontology annotation, cellular component: plasma membrane. The transcript is spliced from 19 exons. The record is from RefSeq and is a predicted model, not a curated record.
CCAGUCGCACAACGCAACACAGAACCAGUGCACCUGGUUCUGGGGUACUGUUGGCAAAAAAGAGGGCAGAGGCCUACUGUGUGUGUGUCCUCCAUUUUGUGCUACCCACCACCGAAUUGUUCGUUCGUACGUACGCCAAGUGUCAAGGAGUUGUGUCAGCUGAACCAUUUCACUUCACCAAAGACUGGUAGUGGCCAUUUUUUAUAAUUCCCUGUAGGAAAUGCUGGAUAAAACCUAAACAUUUCAACUACAGGCCAUCGGUUAACGAGAGCAAACUCGACCUCUCCCACACCAUAUCUUCCGACAGAAAUAGCCUAAAGGAUAGAUAACGGAGCGUGAAAAAAAAUAAAAACAUGUGAUCUCGUUAAUCAAACACCGAAGAGCGGAACCGAAGCUUAUCCAAACAGGGAGACAUCAAGCCGCCGGAACCAGACGGUGUCCCACCGAUAGCUCACCAGGACCCGAGAAGACGCGUCCCAGUGCCAGGGUUACGUGUAUCCGCUGAGCAUUUCACUGUACGAUGAUGUAGCGGCUGGCAGCCAGCGAAGCAAAGCCGAUAGUACGAAAGCAGAAAAAUCGCGCUUUCCGACCGCCCGGAACAUUCGUUAGUAUUAUCACCGACAUCAUCGGACGGCCGUCACGACCGUCCGUGCGCUCGCUGUGGUCGUUGUCAUCGUGACCGGCGUUGUAUCGCGUCCGACAGUCGAUCAUUUCGUGUCCCCAGGCGACGCUUACGGUUGUGUAGACGGUAGCAUAACCAUGCUGUGUGUGCGCCGUUCGUCUGAUAUUGCAAACGUAUCGAGGCAGCUCACGUGCGGUAAGUGAGUGUGUGAGCUGUCCACGUGAAGGUGAAGAUAUAGCAGGACACAGCAGAGCAGGUGGUUGUGAGUGAGUGAGUUAGUGAAAAGUGAAAAGUAAAAUCACAAACGAAACGCCCAAGUGACCAACGAUGGCCGGCACGAUAGCGACGACUGUGGGCAUAAAUCAGGCUACCGGUGGUGGCGUGCUGCUGCCCGACGCUGUCCUCGACAAGCUGUACCAGAGCUACGCGCUCAAGCAGAAGCGGGUCGCCUUUACCUGCUAUCUGAUCGCCUCGAUCCUGUUCGACAUCUGGGCCAUUGCGGUACCGCAGGGACAAAGCGUUGAAAGCAUAGUCGUUACCAGCGUGUUCCUCACCAUCAACGUCGUCCUGGCGAUCGUGUUGCGCUUCUGUGGGCGGGGUCGUUUCCGUGGCGUCAUAUGGGAAGUAGCGCCCCAUCUGGCGUGGCUGCUUGCCAUUAAGCAGCUUUUCCUGCAGCUCUUUCUUAAAGGCUCGGUAACACCCAGAGAUUCGCUCGGUUGGGCCGUGUUGCUUAAUUUUUUAGUAUACGUGACCUUGCCAGUGCUGCUGAAGUACACCGGGAUUCUGCUCGGGCUCGGUUCGUUCGCUACCUACGUCAAUGCAAUUAUCGGGCUGGCCAAGAAAGAGAACUAUUUUUGGGAACAGCAAGUGGCCAACGUACUUCUGUUGAUUGCCGCUACUCUUAUCGGGCUGUUGUGCUACUUCUUGGCCGAAGGGAAACAACGACGAGCUUUUCUCGAAGCAAAGCAAGGCCUAGAGGUGAAGAUGCUGAUCGAGGAGCAGUCAGCCGAGCAGGAGCGAUUGCUGCUGUCGGUGCUACCCGAGCAUGUUGCGGUCAAGAUGCGGCAGGAUCUCGGUUCCACCAACUCGGAGCAGUUCAAGAAAAUCUACAUGAGUCGCCACGAAAACGUCAGCAUACUGUAUGCAGAUAUCGUCGGUUUUACGGCCAUCUCGUCUACCUAUUCGGCCCAGGAUCUGGUGAAGAUUCUCAACGAACUCUUCGCCCGUUUCGACCGGCUUGCGGAGAAAUAUCAACAGCUGAGGAUAAAAAUUCUGGGUGAUUGUUACUACUGCAUCAGUGGAGCCCCCGUCGAGCGGCCGGAUCAUGCCGUCCUGUGUGUGCACAUGGGUCUAUCUAUGGUGAAAGCGAUCAAGUACGUCCAGCAGAAGACUAACUCACCCGUGGAUAUGCGCGUCGGCAUACACACCGGUGCAGUGUUGGCGGGAAUUCUGGGCCAACGGCAGUGGCAAUUCGACGUCUACUCGAAGGAUGUCGAGCUGGCGAACAAAAUGGAAUCAAGUGGAAAGGCUGGCCGUGUCCAUCUUUCGGAGAAAACGCUCGGUUUUCUAAAUGGCGAGUUCGAAGUCGAGCCGGCCUUUGGUGAAAAGCGCGAGGAAGCCCUCCGAAUAGCGGGCCUUAAGACGUAUUUCAUCACGAAGGUGCUUAAACCGUUCUGCCCGUCGGAGCACAAAAAUGGUUCGGCCGAUCCGAAAGAUGUGGUCAUCGAGGCGGACGGUCCGUCGGAGAUCCUCCGCGAUGAGGACGACCCGAAGGCCGCCAGUGAAGCGAACGGUGGCGGUGACGAACCAUCGACACCGGGCACCGACGACAAAACGGACACACUGGAGGACGAGCAGGCGUGCGAGGACUACAAGAUGCGCCUCCGCAAGGAGCUCGUCAGCCGGGACGGGCACAGUGAAAUCAGCAAGGAUACAACCAUUUUCCUAACGUUCAACGACAAAACGCACGAGACGGCCUACAACGAGUACCGGGAGCCGCACAGUGCGGUACCGCUGCUCGCUGCGCUGCUGGUACAGCUCGUCGCCAUUCUGUACGCUCUGUUAGUUCUUCCAAGGACGGCGGUGCACUUUGAAAUUGUGAUACCGCCACUAGUGAUUAUUUUCGUGAUGGUGUUCAUUUCCGUCGCCGAAAGUCUAACUGGGAUUCUGCCGGCAUUCAUCACGCUAAACAGCAAACGAUACAACGAUAGUACCAGCUUACGGAAAUCUACGGCCAUCAUUAUCGUCCUGCUGCUGGGCGUUUCGAACGUGAGCGACAUGCUGGCGGCCUCUUACAGGACACCACUAAGCCUCAACAUUACUAACGUGUCGUUCGCCUCGACCGAGAUGGAACCAGCUAGCGUUUGUCUAUUCCCGUCGUACUUCAGUAACUAUACCGUUUUAAUACUAAUUGCCACCUCAAUCAUAACGCAAUUAUCGCAUCUCAGCAAAAUUUUAUUAAUGAUCAUCAUAACCGCGAUCCAUUGCUACGUGAACAUCUUUCACCUGGACGAAGCAUUUCGGAACGAGGACUUUGGCAUUCUGAACGUCUUUCCACUGCGCUACACACUGUCCGCGCUGCUGGUUGCCGUCACGAUAGCGCUCUCCUUCCUGGCCCGACACAUCGAUAAAGUAGAUCGUGUAAUAUUCAUGUGGAAGACGGAGGUGAUUGAUCAGAAGGAAAAGGCGAGCGAUAUGCGACGAAGAAACGAAGCCCUCGUCUACAACGUCCUGCCGAUGCACGUGGCGGAACACUUCAUGGGUAAUCGGAAGCGGUCGCACGAUGACUUGUACUCGCAGAGUUACGCCGAGGUGGGCGUACUGUUCGCCAGCAUGCCUAACUUUUCCGACUUCUACUCGGAGGAAACGGUCAACAACCAGGGGUUGGAGUGUUUGCGCUUUCUGAACGAGGUCAUUUCCGAUUUCGAUGCGCUGCUGGAACUACCCCAGUUUCAGGACAUCAUCAAAAUCAAGACAAUCGGCUCCACGUACAUGGCAGCGAGCGGCCUAAACCCGUCCCGCAUCGUUAAACCGGACGAUCCCGUAUCGGUGCGGUGGGCUCACCUUGCCCUGCUGGUGGAGUUUGCGCUCGAGCUGAAGAAGGCUCUGCAAGGCAUUAAUGAGCAGUCCUUCAAUCAUUUCGUACUGAAAAUGGGCGUUAAUCAUGGGCCCAUAACGGCGGGUGUAAUUGGAGCCCGGAAACCACAUUAUGACAUCUGGGGCAACACGGUGAACGUAGCGUCCCGCAUGGAAAGCACAGGUAAAGCCGGCGCUAUACAGGUGACCGAGGAGACGUGCCAGAUUUUGCAAACCUUCGGCUACACCUUUGAGCAGCGUGGUCUCGUUGCGGUCAAGGGUAAGGGUCAGCUGAUGACGUACUACCUGCAGGGUAAGGUACCGCGCCCGACCGGUCCAACUGCUUCACCUAUUCUGCAGAAUGUAACCGCCAUGGAGACGGUCCAGGAAGUGGACGAAUCGAAAGAAAGCCCACCGGCGCUUGCACCACCAACCACCGACGGGUCCUCACCGGCCCACCAACUACACUCGAUGUCCUCCAGCACGACCAGCCCGAACAGUGUGCGGCUCAACCAGGAGUACGUGGAGAUGAAGGCAUCCAACAGUAGUAGCGCGACAACUACGGUGCAGGAAAGCACCAAACAGCAAGCCAGCAGCACCUUAACAGUCGUCUCGGAGAAAACCACCACCGCCAUCUCUAACACUAUCUCCAGCACAAGCAGUACCAGCUCCACAGUCGAAACCACCGUCAGCAAAACGGCCCAAUCGAGCGUGCGAUCGUCAACACUGUUCAAUGGAGGUGAAGCAACGCCUGCAGAUGAGAGCGACGCACAGACACCGUUGCUCGAGGGCAAAAAUAGUACCAACUCAAGCUCGAACCACUUUGGCGAGGGCGAAAAGGAUGCACUGUUGGAGAAUGGCUCCUAAGGAGUGACCAACCCAGCUCGUCGAUAAUUCUCCACCUUCUCUGAUCUGAUAAUCGUAGUAAUAGUAGAAGCUGUCAUGGUGAGCUAAAUGAAACGAAAGCUACAAACGACAGUAAUAGAUCGACUACAACAAUGGAGAAAAGUGUGGAGAUAUGGAUCCUUGUCCCGCUUCAAUAAUCACUUCUAGCAUGAUAAAAUUACCAAAGAGUUUUCCUUUCGGUUUGGGAACGAAAUGAAACGUUUUGUUUGAAUGGCAAUGUGUGUUACGUUGUGUAUCGUUAGCUAAAUCUAUUGACUAGUCUCUCUACUCUUCUUGUUUGGAGCAGAUUUUUUAAAACACGCUUGUUGGACACUCCGAAACAUUGUUAUACUGUAUUGCAUUGCUUUAGAUAGUUGUCCAAUAGUGUUGUGGCUGGUGUAUUUAUUGAAAGGAUCUUGUGAAACGAAGAUUUAAAAGACUGCCAGAAACUGAUAUAUACUUACUUUAGUGACUCCCACUCUCCCUCGAAAUACUUCAGAACAAUCAUGCAUUAUUUAUUUUAGAAGGCUAGAGUACGUGUUCUUUUGUUUGUAUUCUCAAACGACAAAACACUCAUUUACUCAAAUGAUAUUGCACACAAGCGCUGUGCUGCUGAAUGCAUUCCACCGAAUAAGUAAACACCGUAAAUGGCGACGCGACGUUAAUGAUACGCCAGGUUUAUUUCUCUACCGGUAACGCACACUAUUUGAUUUUAGUUUUGAAUCUCGAUAUCAGCAAUUUUACUUAACGGGAACGUGGAACGUACAUAUCUUAUUACAUUAAUCGAAAGAACAAGAAAUGGAUCCAUUCAAGAACCGUGAAAGAACAUUAUUUAUUGUAAUAUUUUUACCUUUUACCUUACAAAGCAGAAAUAAACAUUUGUUUAAUGCACAAAAUAGUUAUUUAAUGAAAAACCCGGAGAAUAAAAUCCCGCUGUAUUUGUUUAAAAAUAAAAAAAAAUUCGAAACGAAACAAAAUGAAACACCAGUUUUCAAAGGAGAAAAAAGAGCACACGAUUAGAAACCAAAUUGGCAAUAAAUUCUGUAAAGAAUGAAAGAAAACAAAUAAUGCAACAAUGAAAAGGAGAGGAAAAGGAGUAACACUAGUAGCAUUCAUUCAAUGUGAUUAAACACGCAUCGACUCGUUAAUAUGAUGUAAUACCUUUUUUGCGCUUCAUACCAAGAUCGAUGUGUCCUAGGUAAGGUAAAAAAAAACGUUGAGAGACACUUUGCGAAAGUGAUAAAAAGAAAACAAUAUAUACAGCAAGAGUGAACAAGAAAACCAAACAUGCAUGCAUUAAAGCAAAAUCCAAUCUUAACGUUAAUACUAAAAUCAUCCAUUUAGGAAGCAAACAAUUUGAUGUGUAUUAGAAACAAACGAAAUUCACUGCAAAUCAAAUGAAAAACAACAAAAAAAACAUUCAGCAAAUAAGAUAAACAACGGUGUGUAACAUGCUGUGGCAAUUCUCGCUCCUGCUCGGGAUUAGCGCGAGUGUAACAUUAGAAGUAGAAAGUACUUUGCAGCUAAGUGGAACGAAACAAACACAACAAUUCGUUUACGAUGGCCGAGUGUGGCAGUGACUCAUUCCAUCAGUGUGUAUGUGUGUUGUGUGUGUUAACAAUUUUCUUGGACGUCGUUCUUGAAUGAACGUAACACGCUUUAGCUCGAAUCGAAGACAAAAGAAAGGACAGUAGCAGCAGCAGUAGUAGCAGUAGUGAUAGUAAUUGAGGAGGAAACUAUAAGAGAAUAGAAAGGGAAUAACCCCACUCAAACAGCAGAACAAGCACAAUGACCGAACGGAGUGUAGCGUUAAUCACUUAACGCCUGUAGUGACCAAACACCAAGAGCUAUCUGUCCUUGGAGGUUAAAGCCUAGUACUUCUUGUGACGUUACUUUUAUAUUGAAUGGAGAUUUAAGAUGUUUUAUAUUACCCUGGUCACUGUCACUGUCCAAGGAUACCGAACAAAACCCACAAAAAAACAACUUGAGUACAAAAUCGAUCACAAC